UACAUAUAAAUUUACAUAAUUUACAAGCAGCACUUACUCCUUUAAAAAAAAAAUUGGAUUGUUAUUCAAAACUAGGUUCCAUUUUGCCUGAAAAUGUUUUAAGCUUAAGAUGCUUUGAGAAGCUAUAAGCUUUUCAAUUUCAUAUUUUCUCUUGACAACUUCGAACUUUGUUUCCUUAAUUAAUUGUAAAUAAUCAUUUAUGUUGCGGUUUAUUUGCCCUACUUUCAUUCCUUUUUUAUCAGUCUCUGAUCGACCGAGAUUUACAUGUAAAAAUAAAAGCUUAAAAAUUUAAAAAUUUAAAAAUCAAUAAAACGAUUAAAAAGACCUUUUCGUUGCCAUUGGUUUCCUUUGAAAAUUAACUUGGCAACAAGUUCGUGAGUAAUAGUACCUUUUUGCCUCGCGACGGCUCGCUCUGUGAACACAUGGAUCGCUUGACGCUCGGUUUGUGUGAGUAGCCACCAGGUCACACGCGUGUACGCCUCGCACUCUCGUGAGAAUCACGCAACCUUGUGACGCCGCCGCAUCGACAUUUCAUUCCCGCACCGAAACAUGCAUUGCGGAAAAUAUUUUUGAACUUAAGUUCCUUUCUGUAGCAAAAAUAACUCCUGCAUUUAAUUUAGUAAUUAAUGUGAGUCGACCCGCAAACCUUCCCCUCAAGUAGAUAAAAGCGGUGCGCCGGGGGACGAUAGGAAAUUUCACUAGAGAGAGAUGGCGUUACGACAUCAGGGAUCGGAUCGGGUAUCAAAUCACAGUAUGCAGACUAGAGAACAAGUAAUGUUUGUUCUCAGUAAAUUUGAACACAACAAGCUAUUGUAGCGCACUUCAUAUAGGUGAUAUCUGUGUCCAUCCAGGCCAUCUUUAAGCAGGUUUAGGCUGCGCCAUGGCCUUCUUCUCCUGUUUCUUUGUUGUUCUUAUGGCAUGCCAUUUUUCUUUACUACUCGGUACGCCGGAUGUGAGAGCUAUCAAAGGAGAAACGUGUUCUCCACAUGGACCCUCGGCCUUUGAACACGGCGAAGAUGAAGAAAAUCCUUGCUUUAAAGAUCGGCUGUAUUCAGCGUUUUCCGAUGUCAGGCUACCCAGACGAGAUGCUGUCGUUGUGGGCCAUGUGGAAAGCAUUCAAGUGGACGAAGAAAAAAGCGUGCAGCUUAAAACCCUGAGCGUUAAACCGCCAAUAUUUGAAAUCCCAGACUUUUUAAGCAGCGAGGAAUGCGAUCAUUUCGUGGAAAUAGCGAAAAGGAAUGGCUUGAAAGAGAGCGAAACUGCGGCCAAGUCGAAGGGAGUCACGAGGGAGGGAACGAAUGCCAGUUUAACAGAGGAACUAAUGAUGAAGUACUGCAAGCGAAUCAAUCGUUACGACAACGAUAAGGAUGGCAACAUAACGAUGAUGGAGUUUGCAGGUUAUGUUUACCACAUCACGAGAAUGCUAGUGCGUACGAGUGAUUUAUGGACUGUGUAUGAAACAUUGCUUCCCGAAGGAGCGCGCGCGAUUACGUACGAGAAUUGCACAAAGGUAAACCGGACACAGUUUGUGGAGUUCAUCUACCAGUUGUUCAACAUGAACCGCCUGAGAUAUUACAAGGCCAGGUACAGCGAACACUCCUGGGUAGAACUGAACGAUGAAGCUGAUAAAGAUCCAGUUUUAAAGCGCGUGAAGAGAAGAAUUGCAGAGGUUACUCAGAUGUCUGUGUUACAGAUUGAACAUAGCGAAGCCUUACAGGUUGUGAAAUAUCAACGAGGUGGACAUUACCACGCUCAUUAUGACUCUACUGUGAGUAAGGAGACGAUCGAGAGGAGAUGCUGCGGGAAAUAUGAGGACAUCGACAAAAGCACGUGUCUUUUAUGCAGGUACAUCACCAUUUUGUUUUUCUUAAACAACGUCACCGAGGGAGGAGAAACCGCAUUUCCAGUCGCAGACCGCGAAGAACUAUUCGUG
Messenger RNA from Orbicella faveolata, 1933 nucleotides. Its product is annotated as transmembrane prolyl 4-hydroxylase-like. NCBI's taxonomy places the organism in Eukaryota, Metazoa, Cnidaria, Anthozoa, Scleractinia, Merulinidae. The record is from RefSeq and is a predicted model, not a curated record. Gene Ontology annotation, cellular component: endoplasmic reticulum. Gene Ontology annotation, molecular function: iron ion binding; calcium ion binding; L-ascorbic acid binding. Gene Ontology annotation, biological process: peptidyl-proline hydroxylation to 4-hydroxy-L-proline.